This is a messenger RNA of Camellia sinensis, 2763 nucleotides long. Lineage: Eukaryota; Viridiplantae; Streptophyta; Magnoliopsida; Ericales; Theaceae. The record is from RefSeq and is a predicted model, not a curated record.
AUAUAUAUAUAUAUAUGCUAUUACACACGCCUAGAAGUUUCUCUCUGUAAAACCAUUUUUUGUGAUUGAGGAAGCAUCGAAAGAUGUCAUACGAUGGAGGUAACUUGAAGUCGACCUCCAUCAAUGGGGUCAAGAUGUACUCUGUCACUUCCCAAAACCGUUCUUUGGCCACCUGGCUUGCUCCUAAGAAACUUAAAGCCCUUCGCAAAGACGAAGACUAUCUGCAAAGGGUGGAUUUGAUCCAGGAUUUGAGAUUUGAAACAGCAACAAGUAGAAUCAAGGCAACUCCUGAUGGGGAGUAUGUUAUUGCUUCAGGUAUUUACCCACCACAAGUCAAAGUAUACGAGUUGAGGGAACUAUCAUUGAAGUUUGAGAGACACCUAAUUUCAGAGAUAAUUAACUUUCAGGUGUUGGCCGAUGACUACUCAAAGAUUGCAUUUCUAUGUGCUGAUCGGUCUGUUUGUCUACAUGCAAAAUAUGGGAGUCACUAUAGCUUGCGGAUUCCAAGGAUGGGAAGGGAUAUUGCAUAUGAUUCCUGGUCUUGUGACUUGUUUUGUGCUGCCUCUUCUCCAGAUCUAUACAGAAUAAAUUUGGAACAGGGACGUUUCCUCACAUCACUUAACACACAGUCCCCAGCCCUAAAUGUAGUCACUCGAAGCAAGGUUCACGGUUUAGUUGCUUGUGGUGGCGAUGACGGUGCUGUGGAAUGCUUUGACAUGAGACUGAGAUCUUCAGUUGGUAGGAUAAAUGCUGUUGCGCCUGCUGGUGAUAUUGACCAGGAGGUUACUGCAAUAGAGUUUGAUGGAGAAGGAGGCUAUUUCAUGGCUGUUGGAAGUAGUGCUGGAAAGGUACUGAUUUAUGACUUGCGUUCUUCACAUCCAAUGCGCGUGAAGGAUCACAUGUAUGGCAGCCCAAUUUUAAAUAUUAAGUGGCAUCGAACUCUUAACUCUGAGCAACCAAAGUUAAUUACUACUGAUGAUCAUAUUGUCAGGAUUUGGGACCCUGAGACGGGAGAAGGCAUGACCAGCAUUGAGCCAACAGCUGGAAAAAUAAAUGAUAUUUGUGUCUUUAAUGGAAGUGGGUUGAUGUUGUUGGCUCUGGACUGCAGCCAGAUACCAUCUUACUUCAUACCAGCCCUUGGACCUGCGCCAAAGUGGUGUUCUUACUUGGAAAACUUGACGGAAGAGAUGGAGGAGGGUGCACAAACAACUAUUUAUGAUGAUUUUAAAUUUUUGACAAAAGAAGACCUUGAAAAGUUGAAUUUGACAAAUUUGAUUGGCACCAAUCUUCUAAGAGCCUACAUGCAUGGCUUCUUUAUUGAUUACCGAUUGUAUAAAAAGGCACAAGCACUGGCAGAUCCAUUUGCCUAUGAUGCUUAUAUAGAACAGCGGAAACAAGAGAAACUGGAGGCUGGACGCGCCUCUCGAAUUACGAUAAAGAGGAAACUGCCUAAAGUUAACCGGGUACUUGCAGCUCGUCUUCUUGAAAAUGAAGAAGCUGAAAAUGAAAAGAAGGAUGAAGAUGACGCUGUUGCUAAGAAAACAUCCAAGAAAAAGAAAGGACUCAGAAGUGAUGACCUUAAAGAUGAACGUUUUGCAGCAAUUUUUGAAAAUAAGGACUUUGAAGUUGAUGAAUUUUCACAAGAGUAUCUCGCUUUGCAUCCUAUGGCAUCCAAGAAGCAACCAUCUUUGGUUGAGGAACAUUUUGAGCCUGUUAUGGAAGAUGAUGAACAGGAUUUAAGCGAUUUUGAUGCAUCACCAGCAUCCUCGUCAUCAGAAGAUGAUCGCACCAACAACAAAAGAAAAUCAAAAAGCAAAUCACAAGUUCCAAGAUUGUAUGAAGUAAAGGAUGAGCGACAUGCAGAAGCAUUCUGGAACCGUGUCUCACUUGCAAAGGAGGACUCUCUUCCAUUGGGUGAAAGGGUAGCUGCUCUGGCAAACAAGCAACGGUAUUCACGUAAUUCAAAUGAUGUUAAAGUGGGACCAGGAGGAUCGAGAGAGAUUUCCUUCGUUUCUAGAAGCUCAGCGAAGUACAAGGAAGAUGAGGAGGACAAGGAAGAACCACACCCAAAGAGGAGAGGAGUGCAAUCAUUAGGGCUAAAGCCUGAUAGAUCAUCAGGUUUUGGAGGCCGAGGAAGAGGAGGGAGUCGUGGAAGAGGCAGAGGCAGAGGAAGAGGAGGGAGUCAUGGAAGAAGCAGAGGAAGAGGUAGGUGGUGAAUUUCAAUAUGAAGAUUUGGUUCUUGUUUGUACGGGAUAUAUUUGCUAAGCCUAUUUUGGAAGACUCAAUGAACAACACAUUCACAAGAAAGAGACCUAUAAAUUUUAUGGGUUUGGAUUCAGCUGCGAUGUACAAUUCAACUUACUCAAGGAUAUGGGAAUACGUUGAAGGCCUCAACUCUGUUUCUUUUCUGGUUUAUGUGGUGGAGGGUAAUGAGUUCUGUAUUUGCUUUUAAUUCCAGUGAAGUUUAGAUUUUAAAAACACCUACAUUUUAAACUUCUUUCUAUGUAAUGUUCUUCCUCCCUUUGUGAGCCUCGCAAAGCACAAGUUGAAUGGUGAAUUUUGAUCGGGAAAUGUAUACAACCACUGAAUGAAAUUAGAAAUUGCAGAUCAGUUUAGAUUUUUUUGUAUCUAGAGCCAAUGACAUGAACUACCAAUAGUGACUACGAGAGGAAGUUAGAGGUUUUUCUUUUGGAUCUUAAACUCUGGGCAGCUAUGAUUUUUUUUGUCUAAAUCCAUAACAAAAUUAUGAAUUUGGUUGUGCUA